GCCAAAGAUCCAUCUUGCCAAAAAAUUCUUCCCGAAAAACAACCACAGUCCAAAACCACAGCGCCACCAAAUAUCAACCCAUCAGUAGAACCACUGCCUAAACCCACAGCCCCACCAACACCUCCAAAAUUCCAACCAUGUUCAACCAUCACCCAGCCACUCCAUCACUCACAGUACCCACCCCCGAAACCUCAAAGCCCAGCCACCCUCUCCACGAGUUCAUCAACCCCGCGUCACCCAUACCUCAAGACUACUCACUGUCAACCACAAACCAAAAGGACCAAACCAAAAAAAUCACCCCCAUAGUUGAAACCCUACCCCUUUCACACUGAUUGGUCCAGAAGAAGGAAACGGGCAAGGUUCAAAACAAGACAUUUCCUGGCAAGAAGAAACCCCCUUGCAGUGUCUAAGUUCGGUGUGAACCGGUUGGGCCGUGGGAAGAAAGACACGGACUGGGACAAAAGGGGACCGAAGAAGAAGAGGCAGGUGCGGCUAGCCAACAACCGGGGCUUCAAGUUCAAGGUGUCGGCAAUUCAGUGUUCAGCAAGGAAGAGGCUCGGGAAGGAGACCAGGUCGUGGCUAAGAGUGGCGGGCACAGGCCAGCGGCAGGGAGCAGGGCUCGGGAGGAUGGGUAGCGAUCCAGAGGAUCCGACGGAGCGCGGUUCUCCUCCGGAUGGCGUUUCAGGUCACCGGCGGCCACCCAGACGUCCGCCAGACGGUGAUUAUGCAAAGGGGGGUGAUUCCGGCGUAAACCACGGCAGCCCAGAAUUUUCCAUCGAGCACAGGGGCGAGCCUCCAUGCGAUUCUGUGAUGGAUGCAGAGAUACCGGCCAAUGAUCGACAAUUUCCGGUGAGCAAGGUGGACAGAGGAGCAUGCUCGGGCUUGACUGGCGGAGGAAGAUUGAAGAUUGGACCCGAGAUUUCCGAAUUUUUUGCUGCAGGAGAAUUCAACCCAGAAUCUGCUAGAGGAAAAUGGAAAGAAGUUGCAGUUGGAAGGGAAGGGACGCACGUUAGAGCAGCUAGCGGCGUGAAAUCCGGGCAUCUAGUAGAGAGAAAUAUGCUGCCCGAUCUUGCUACCCCUAAAUGGAAGAUUGCGGAUAAGGGAAACAUGGAAGCUACGAUUUGGGGGAAUCAACGUCUGUGAUGCUGAGUUUACGUCAGCAGCAAUUGACAGCAUUUUUAGGACCUUGGGGACAAGGUCCAUUUUAAGGGGGUUGGAGUGUUACGUACCCAAGCUUGAUCAUCAAUCUCAAACGCACAGCUAAAAAGAUCAAGUCAUGGGGAACUACAUUGGGAAGAUUUGGAAGUGGCUGAUCGAUGCGAGAAGUACUUAAAACAAGUAAGUAAUGUCAGCUGGCUACGUUAUCAAGUUAUACGGUGUUUGUAUAGCAGUCUACUAAAUAAUUUUCGUCUUGAGUCGUGGUUAUUGUUCAUACAGUCCUUUGUUUUUAGAUUUUGUAGGAAUGCCUUCUGCUGCAAGGUCUCCUAUACGUACAUUUUACACACAAAAGCAUGCAAUAUUCAUUUGUUAGUGUAUCAUUUCUGUUUUGAUUUGUAUGUAACAGUGAUAGUGGAUUAGACAUUUAAAGGGGAAGCUGAGAAGGUGCUUGUUUCAUCUUUUGUAAUUCCCCUUAUAUUUAAAGAUGAAAAGGAGUCCUUGUUUUCACCAA
Molecule: messenger RNA, 1669 nt
Organism: Alnus glutinosa
Lineage: Eukaryota; Viridiplantae; Streptophyta; Magnoliopsida; Fagales; Betulaceae
Exons: 2
Coding region: 628-1143 (171 amino acids)
Source: RefSeq, a predicted model, not a curated record